CGCAUUCUAUGACUUUUCAUGGAGACUCUUGGGGAGCCCCAUUCCUUAAAGCUACGCAUCCCCUGCUGAGUGAGACCCUACCCCACCCCCACAGGCUAGGCAGCCCCAUCCUCAGCAUCCUCCUCCUGAGCCAACGAAGUGAUCACUCAGAGACCACCUGUGACUGGCGGUGGGCCAGCCGAAGGCCAGGAGGGAGCCGGAGGUGGAACCCGACCAGGGGAGGUUGGAGCUGGACGGCGCUCCUUGCCCGGCAGAUGUCGCGGACUCGCAGCCCGGGAGUUCUCGCUCCCGGCGUUUUACCAAGCUCAAGCCACUGCGCCCUCUGUCGGCGAGUAGCCAGCGGAAAUGCGAGGCCGGAAGUUGCGUGAUCUGCUGGCGCCGACAAGCGGCGUGGUGAGAGACCUUGCGGAGCGUUGGGGUGCUGCUAUGGCUUCCAGUGGGGCCGGCGUGAUCGCUGCGGGCUCGGCAAAUGAAGCUCCCGAAAUCCCAGACAACGUGGGAGACUGGCUUCGGGGCGUCUACCGCUUCGCCACCGAUAGGAAUGACUUCCGCAGGAACUUGAUCCUCAAUUUGGGACUCUUUGCUGCCGGAGUUUGGCUGGCCAGGAAUUUGAGUGACAUUGACCUAAUGGCACCUCAGCCUGGGGUGUAGCCGUAAAGACACAUGGAACCCCUGUGCUGUACUCGAACCUUCCAAAAACAGAGCCUCCGAUCUGUGACCGUCACAAGACUUGCCCUGAUGGCGGCCGAAGUUUGAUUCAGAUGGGCACCUUUGCUUCCCUGCUUGAUUUCCUUUUCUUUGCUGAGUCCACUCAGAACACCCUUCUCUGGUCAGCAGGUAGGGUUCAGCUAAAGUGUUGUCCUGUGUUCUGUAAAGUUCUGUACAUAGUUCCAAAGUUUCUGCAGGGGAUGAUCUUUGCUCUUGUCCUGAGGAAUAUUCUAAUGGUAUUUUAACAAAUAAAGACUGUACACAAAGACA
Delphinapterus leucas (beluga whale) is the source of this 978-nucleotide messenger RNA. It is a transcript of the gene TOMM6, whose product is annotated as translocase of outer mitochondrial membrane 6. NCBI's taxonomy places the organism in Eukaryota, Metazoa, Chordata, Mammalia, Artiodactyla, Monodontidae. The record is from RefSeq and is a predicted model, not a curated record. Gene Ontology annotation, cellular component: mitochondrial outer membrane translocase complex; mitochondrion.